Molecule: messenger RNA, 1628 nt
Organism: Entamoeba invadens IP1
Lineage: Eukaryota; Evosea; Mastigamoebida; Endamoebidae
Product: leucine rich repeat containing protein BspA family protein
Exons: 1
Source: RefSeq, a predicted model, not a curated record
AUGGUAGAAAUUCCAUUUGGUGUCCAAGUAAUAUUAAAUGACGCUUUUAAAUGUGCGCACAUACAAGAAAUUGCCAUACCAGACUCGGUGACGUUUCUUGGUGAUUGUGUGUUUAAUGGGUGCACCAAUUUAACACGUGUGACACUUCCCUCUUCACUUAAAUACAUCCCCUCACAGACUUUUGAAAAAUGUGUGUCGCUCAAAGAAGUUAAAAUCCCGUCAACUGUAACUGCAAUUGGAUAUGACUGUUUUGGUGAUGAUUGUGGAGUACUCUCCAUUGUUGUUACACCAAACAUAUGUGUUUCACUCAAUGCUUUUGAAUGUUCAAAUUUGAAUCACAUCGAAUUUGUUGGGCAAAUGUAUAUAGCUGAUUAUGUGUGCGGGUAUUGUUCGUUGUUAAAAAGUGUUAAAAUGGACACCACAGUGCAGGGUAUUGGGAGUCACUCGUUUUAUCAGUGUGAACAACUUGAAUACAUUGAUGUCCCAUCAUCACUUCAAAUCAUCAACAUGUCCGCAUUUGAAAAAUGCACUUCCUUACGCAAAUUUGUGAUUCCACGAGGACUUCUGUAUAUGUGUGCACGUGUAUUUUGUGACUGCUCCAAUCUGGAGGAACUGUAUUUUCCAGAAAACACGAAAUUUAGUGGUGUUGAUGUGUUUACCAAUUGCAUUAAAUUAAGUGCACUGACACUCCCAAAUUUCAAUGGGAAAUUGACAUUUGCAAUUAGUAAAUACGAAGAAGAAAUGGUCAAUAAAUUUGGGUAUACUGCACUUGAUGUUGUGAUUGAUAUUGAUUAUGAAAAUGAACAAAAUUACAACAACGACGAGGACAGAAUUGCAGACGAGAAGUUACAUGAAGUGAAAGACAUGUUAAACUGUGAUGAAGUUGUGUUAGACAAAAUAGAACAAUGUAAAGUGUUUGACUUUCGUGAAGCUGAAAGUGUUAGCGGACAACGUUUUUAUUAUAAUAAAUAUCUACAAACGGUGUACUUCCCAUCGACAAUUGUGGACUUUAAUUUAGAAAACAUCAGUAAUAGUACCGAUAAUCCCGUUGAAAUAUCAGAGAAUUGUUGCAUCAAUAUGAACAGAGAGUUUUCAUAUGACAUGACUUCUAAUUUUGUGUUUCCAACAUCCAUCACCAAAAUUGGUGUACACAACAUUUGGUAUGGAGUACCAAGAAAGUAUGAUGUACCAAGUACUGUUGUCGAAAUUGGUAAGAACGCGUUCAAUGGGUACUGUUAUCUUGAAGAACUUGUCAUACCAAAAAGUGUCACGAAAAUUGGGAAUGGGUUUGUGAGUGGGUGUAGCGUGCUAACAAGUCUUGUGUGCGAAAAUGGCACUUCCUUUGAUUUAAAGAAAAUCACAGAAAGUGAUACAAAUACACUUCACGAGUUAACCAGAGACACUACACCGACUAAAUUGGUGAUUCCAAAUGGAGUCACUUAUGCGUAUAAUUGUGUAUCAGAACUUGCUGAUUUAAAGGAACUUUUUUCAUUGCCUUCAACACUGAAAAAAGCAGACAAAUACUUGUUUUCUAACAACAAAAAGUUGACAAAAAUUGAGUUGAAUGGAGUAGACAGUGACAUUUUCGUGGUCAGCUACGAGUGCCAUUUAAGACUCAAAGCACUUGG